Molecule: messenger RNA, 2849 nt
Organism: Dioscorea cayenensis subsp. rotundata (Guinea yam)
Lineage: Eukaryota; Viridiplantae; Streptophyta; Magnoliopsida; Dioscoreales; Dioscoreaceae
Product: scarecrow-like protein 27
Exons: 2
Coding region: 171-2456 (761 amino acids)
Biological process (GO): regulation of DNA-templated transcription
Cellular component (GO): nucleus
Molecular function (GO): sequence-specific DNA binding; DNA-binding transcription factor activity
Source: RefSeq, a predicted model, not a curated record
UGUGUGUGUGUGUGUGUGUGUGUGAGAGAGAGAGAGAGAGAGUUGUUCUGUUUUCACAAAAUAGGGUCUUGGUAGAAAAGAAAAGAAAAGAAGAGAAGACAGCUCUGUGUCUGUGUGUAUCAUUUGUGUUGUAUGUAAGAGGAGAAGGAGCAGAAGGAGGAGAUAGAUUCAUGAGGGGAACGCCCUUGAAUCUCCAGGUGAGAGGGGUUGGACAAAGAGUAAUUGAAGAAGAAAAAGGGCAAAUUGUUGUUGGUAAGCAGCAGCAGCAGCAGCAGCAACAACAACAACAACAGCAACAGAAGCAACUUGUGUGCGGAAUCAAGAGAAAGAAGGAGGACUUUGGUAGUUUCAACUUUAAAGAAGCCUUAGCAGAGCCCAGGUCUGUACUAGAUCACCGGAGGAGCCCCAGCCCCCCCAACUCCACCUCCACCUCCACACUGUCUUCCUCCCUAGGCGGCACCUCCUCCGACACCGCCGGCGUGGCGGCCGUCUCUGACGCUCCCGCCACCGCCCCUGCCCAAAAAUGGCCCUCCUCACCUCCUCCUCCUGCCGCCGACCGCCGGGAGGACUGGCCCUCCGACCUUCAGUCCAUCCCGGCAUCACUCGUCUCUAGCCAGAAGACAUCCGCUCUCGCCGCCGAGGACUGGGAGACCAUGCUCUCCGACCCGGCUCCCUCUCCUGGCCAAGAACAGACCUUUCUCCGCUGGAUCAUGGGCGACAUCGACGACUCCUCACCGGCACUCAAGCAUCACCUUGUCUCCCAGGGCACUCUUGACCUCGACCCUAGCCCUAACCUCUCCUUCGGCCUCGUCGAUCCGUCCUUCGGCUUCGACGCCACUGCCAUUAACGCAACUCCUCAUCUGCCAUCCGCCCCUUCUCCUGCUAUGUUCCAUUCCAUGACCGGCGGUACUAACAACAAGAUCACUCCACCGACUCCUCAAAACCAGCUGCCAGCGCCCUUGCCGGGCAUGAAAGUUCCCAACUUUGGAGCUCCGCCGGGGGCCGGCUUGUCUCUUCCACCGGGGAUGCUCUUCCAGGAAUCCAUGGAUGAAAAGCCUCAGCCUCAGCUGUUCCCCCCGGGCCUCCUCCAAAGCCACGCCGCCCAGAACCCUGCAGCAUUCUUCUACCCAGACCCCACUCACCAGCUCCUACUGCCACCCCAGCCCAAGCGCCACCACCCCAUUGACCCCCACUCUCACCCCCUUCCCAAGAUCCCCAUCCCCGACCCCGGUGGCCCUGAUCUCUUCCUCCGCCGCAACAACCCCCAGGUCCAACCCCAGCCUUCCCAGCUGCAGCCGCUUCCUUUUCAGCCACAGAGACCGAUGAAACCGAAGCUGCCCACCGGAGACGAGCAGCAGCAACAGCAGCAGGCAUUGGUAGACCAGCUCUUCAAGGCGGCGGGGUUGGUCGAGGCCGGGAACUCCGUCGGUGCGCGUGGGAUAUUGGCGCGGCUCAAUCACCAGCUCCCCCCUUCCCAUGUGGGGAAACCACUCAUCCGCUCCGCCUUCUACUUCCGCGAGGCCCUCCAGCUUCUCCUCUCCCCCUCCCCAUCGUCCCCUUCCACUCUCUCCAACCCCCUCGAUGUUGUCCUCAAGCUCAGCGCCUAUAUGACCUUCUCUGAGGUCUCCCCUGUCCUCCAGUUCACCAACUUCACCUCCAUCCAGGCCAUCCUUGAGGAGCUCGGUGGCUCGGACCGCAUCCAUAUCAUUGACUUCGACAUUGGCGUAGGUGGUCAAUGGUCUUCUUUCAUGCAGGAGCUCGCACAGCGGCGCUGUGCCUCCGCUCCUCCUCCAAUGCUCAAGAUCACUGCUUUUGUACCUCUGAAUUCCGCCCACCACCCGCUCGAGCUCCACCUCACGCGCGAGAACCUCUCCCAUUUCGCCCGUGACCUCAGCAUCCCCUUCGAGUUCAAUGUCAUGAGCCUUGAAUCCUUCGACCCUGUGGCCAUCAUUGGAAUGUGCCAAGAUGAAGCCAUUGCUGUUAACCUGCCUGUUGGCUCCGCAAUCGGGUCUUCCAUCCCAACAAUCCUUCGCCUCGUCAAGCAGUUGUCCCCAAAGAUUGUAGUUUCUGUGGACCAUGGCUUCGACCGUAGUGAUCUGUCAUUUUCGCAGCAUUUCCUUCAUGCCUUGCAGUCGAACAUGGUUCUUUUGGAUUCCAUUGAUGCUGCUGGGACCAGCCCUGAUGCUGCUGGCAAGAUUGAGCGCUUUCUGCUUCAGCCUAGGAUUGAAGCUGCAGUGCUUGGUCGGCACCGGGCCGAAAAGAUGCUACCUUGGCGAACUCUUUUUGCCUCUACUGGGUUUGUCCCGCUGCCGUUCAGCAAUUUCACUGAGACUCAGGCCGAAUGCCUCCUCAAGAGGGUGCAGGUUCGUGGUUUCCAUGUUGAGAAGCGGCAGGCUUCACUGGUCCUCUAUUGGCAGCGAGGGGAGCUCGCCUCCGUGUCAGCUUGGCGUUGCUGAGCAACUAAACUAUCUGGUAUCAUCUCUCUUGAAAUUAUCUAGGAAAUAUUGCCACUCAUGAGUAAUAUAUACUUUUGGAAGCCUAAUGCUAAUGCAGUAUUGAAUCCAUGGUUGUUUUUAUCGGGUGGUAACUAGGUGUCCAGUUUCAUAUUAAUCACUCUCUUUGACUCUCUUGUGGUCUUCAACUGAUUGAUUCUGAGUAGAAAAAGUAAAUUUACAGGCUCUUUAGGGUCCUGUACAGUUUUUAGUUGAUCUGUUUUCUUCUUUCUGGACAAGGGCAGUGAUGAACGUGGUGUUUUGAUGAUGUGCAAGAGAAAAAUUCUUGCCUGCUGAAGUUGUUGUACACUUUAACAUUGACGACAACAUAUGGUGAAGAACUUUUAACAUUUCAAA